Molecule: messenger RNA, 1167 nt
Organism: Rattus rattus (black rat)
Lineage: Eukaryota; Metazoa; Chordata; Mammalia; Rodentia; Muridae
Gene: Cmtm7
Product: CKLF like MARVEL transmembrane domain containing 7
Exons: 5
Coding region: 178-672 (164 amino acids)
Cellular component (GO): membrane
Source: RefSeq, a predicted model, not a curated record
CGUGUCUGGGGGGCAGGGGCUCGCCGGGCUCUGCUCCGGUCUCCUCUCCGGGUCCCGCCACAGCUGGGAAGUGGGAUCCGUGCGCCCCGCCUCUGAGGCUCCGCCCCGUCCCGUCCCAGCUUUACCGGCCAGAGGUCCCGGGGCCUCCGAGGCUGCCGGCCGGGGCUGGGCCGCGCGAUGUCGCAUGGAUCGGGGCUCGUCCGGACCACGUGCAGCAGCGGCGGCGCUCCGGGGCCAAGCCAGCCCUCGGAGGGACUGCUGGACCCGGUGUACCCGCGCACCCAGGGCGCCCUGCUCAAAGUGGCGCAGAUGGUCACCCUGCUGAUUGCCUUCAUCUGCGUGCGAAGCUCCUUUCCCAUUGACUAUGGCGCCCACAGCUUCUUUGAAGUUGUCACCAUGUGCGACCUGAUAAUGAUCCUGGUCUUUUACCUGGUCCACCUCUUCCGCCUCUACCGCGUGCUCACCUGCAUCAGCUGGCCGCUGUCGGAACUUCUACACUAUUUAAUCGGCACCCUGCUUCUCUUCAUCGCUUCCAUAGUGAUAGCCUCCAAGAACUACAACCUGGUGGCCGGAGCGAUCUUUGGGUUCCUGGCCAGCUUCCUCUGCCUCGCGAGCUUGUGGCUGUCCUACAAGGUCACCUGCAUAACCCAGUCAUCAGACAUAGCCGCCUGAUGAGACCAUAGCCUCUCCGUCCCCUCCGAAGGAUCUGCAGGAUGUAGACCCGCCCGCCCCAGGAAGACCCCAGGCAUGGCUAUGGACUUCAGGUGACAAGGCCUGUGCCUUCCCUGCUUUGCCAGGACACUGGGCUCCCGGGCAUCAAGCAGGUACAGCCUCCAUCCACACUGCUGCAGAGAACAUUCCUCCAUUCUGAGCCUUUAGCACCACUCGGAUACCAAGGACUAUGCUGUGCACUGUGGAGAGACUUCUGGAUCUGCCUGCGCAGAGACGUCUUUCUUCACACCCUCAGGACCGAGACCACCGAGAGUCGUCCCAGAGGCAGCAGACCCUAAUUUAUCUGGCCUGUCAAUCUGGUCUUGAAGAGUCUCUAUUCUAAGGGAGAAGCCAGAGGAAACAGUAUGUGGCCAUCCUGCCUCUCCCACCUUUGUCACUGCAAGAGGGCUGUGGUAGGCGUGGUGCAUGGUUUUUAAUAAAAUAUCAAAUGCAGCA